Caenorhabditis briggsae is the source of this 240-nucleotide messenger RNA. The coding region runs from base 1 to 240 and encodes 79 amino acids. Gene Ontology annotation, molecular function: protein dimerization activity. NCBI's taxonomy places the organism in Eukaryota, Metazoa, Nematoda, Chromadorea, Rhabditida, Rhabditidae. The transcript has 2 exons. The record is from RefSeq and is a predicted model, not a curated record.
AUGCACGAUCUGAAUGAAGCUCUCGACGAUCUUCGUGCCGUCAUACCGUAUGCUCACGGAGGAUCAGUGAGAAAGCUGAGCAAGAUUGCCACGUUGCUCUUGGCCAAAAAUCAUAUCAUUAUGCAGGCAAAAGCCAUUGAUGAGCUAACUGCACUCGUCUCUCAAAUGAAGAAGAAGAAUCUGGAAUCUUCUGAAGACGUGGCGGCGGAGCAGGAGAAGUCUUCAAAAUCUGAUAUUUGA